Vespa mandarinia (Asian giant hornet) is the source of this 5176-nucleotide messenger RNA. RefSeq lists its product as uncharacterized. The record is from RefSeq and is a predicted model, not a curated record. Lineage: Eukaryota; Metazoa; Arthropoda; Insecta; Hymenoptera; Vespidae.
AAUAAGAAGAACGAGGUUUGCGGUGUUCAAUCUAACAACGGUUUGAUCGAUUUGGAUAACAUUACCGCGACACAUAACAAGCAACUAAUAUCUCUCUGUGACAACAACGAUGACGAGGACGAUCUCGUUUUAACUAACAACACGCGCAACGAAUUGGCUACGGAAGACAAGAGCCUUCAGGAAUUGAUAGAAAAUGAAUUGGCCUUGAGAAUAUGUUCAAACAACGGGGAUAAAAAGAAGGAUAAGAAGAACGAUGAUGAUGACGAGAAUGACGUUGUAGAUGAUGAUAAUAACGAUGAUAAUAUCGAUAAUAUCGAGGAUGAAAAGAAUCGAUUGGUAAAAAUGAAUGAAAUCGAAGAAGAUGAAGAACAACAACAACAACAACAACAAUCCGGUCAAUCGGAUACGGUAAAAAGGAUUCUAUUUGAUCGACAGGACGAUCAGUUUCGGGUUAAUACAGAUUUCAUUGUUGCCGAAUUAGAACAUUGUGCGUUGAUCGAGGAACCAUACGGUUAUCAAAAUGGCCACGUAUCGCCUAUAAUAACCAAUAAUGUAAAAUCCGAAGAACAUAAUAACGAGAUUAAAAAGGAACUCGUAGAUUUUGAUAAGGAUAAGAUCGAUGAUGUAAAGGAAACAUUUAUGAUCGAUCAGAUCGAUCGUGAAAUAAACGAGAAGGAAGAGAAUGAUAAGGAUAAAAUGGAAGAGAUGAAUGUCGAAAAAGUUGAGAAGGAUUUAUUCCUAAGAUCUAAUAAAAUAUACGACGAAAAUGUAAUACCUAAUCUCGAUGACGUUAAAUUUGAAAUUGACGAUAACAACGUUGAUAUUGAAUCUAAUCGCUCAACAGAGAUUAAUAUUUCUAACUAUAUGGAUAAUUCUUCUCCUUUAUCUUGUCGCAACAAGUAUCAACAGGAGGAGGAGGAGGAGGAGGAGGAAGAGGAGGAGGGAUUGAUCGAUAAUAAAUCAUUCUCAAACAAUACAUUUGAUCGCAUUGAAACUGAGAUCAUUGAUGAUGAAUUAUCUGAAAAGAAAAUUAUCGAUCGUACGGAUGAUACGUGGAUGAACAAACGAGAGGAGAGUGAACAAUCGGAAGGACAAUUUUCCGACAAUUUUGAGGAUCCUGAAAAAUGUUCUAUGACGUCGAUUAACAAUGAUAAAUUAAAUACUAUCGAUACGAAUGAAUCUAUAAUAGAUAAUAAUAAGAUGGAAUAUUUUCGUAACGACGAUAAUAAUAUCGUCGUUGGAAAUCAAUCGAUUAACGAAUCUACAACUAUGAUCGCAGAGAUUACGAACAACAAUAGUAAGGUCAUCGAAAGUCCACAGGAUGUUUCGUCGAAUAAAUCAAGAAGUUUCGACGACGUUACUUUGAGCCAAUCGGAAACGUCGACCGACGCAGCUAGUACCCAAGAAUUCAUAGACAUGGAACGUCGUGUAUUGAGCGAGGAAAACGAAUCGAUUGUUAUUGAACGUAAUAACGACGAUGAUAACAAACGUUUUUCGGAGGAUGAUAUAGAUCUUAGGAACGACGUUCAAUCGUUAAAAACUUAUAACAAAGAUACAACAAAGGAAUAUGAUUUUGAGGAGACUAAUGAUUUGAGAAACUUCGAAAGAUUUGAAAUUAAUGAUACACGUCAACAACAAUUGACGGAUUCAACGAUUUUGUUAGAAAAAACGGAGAUUGUCGUAAGCGCCAAAAAUGUAGCUAUCCAUUCCGAGACCAACAAACGUGUCGAAUCAUUUAUGAUCGAUAAAACCGAUCGAUCUUCUACCAACGAUCAAAUUAAUAAAUUCGACUCGUGGAUGACCGUUGAGGAAGCAACGAGAAUCGAGGAGGAUGUUGAAAUCGAAAAGGAGAGACACCAUGAGGAAAUAUUGACGAUAGAAAGGGAGGACACUAACGAAACGAUCAUAACCGAUAGCGAUAGGUCGACUCAAGACGAUCACCUUGCUGCUUCCUCUCCCCGUGCACCCUUAGCCACUCCGGAUGACGAGACGAGCGAUAUUAUUAACGUGUGCGAUAGCGAAAGUCGCGAGGAGAAGAUAACAACGACGAGCAGUACAACGUCGACAAUUACAACGGUGAUGAGCAGCUCGUCUAAGGGCGCUGCCGGUGUUACUAAUAAAACAAAAAAGAAGAAAAUCGAGGGGGUAGCUGGUAACGAUGCAUCCCCUAAUCUCACUCCACGUACUAAGAAAACUAAGAAGAGUAAGAAGAGUGAUUUAGAAAAGGAGAACAUAUCCGUGAACUCUGAUUUGCAAGACGCAAGCAUGCAUACUGGCUCGAGAAUGAUCAACCAAGAGAUGAUCGAUUUCUCCGACGAGGACGAUCUAUCGAAUGUCAACGUUAAAUCAUUGACACAGAAUUACGUGUCCGAGGCGAAACGUAACGAGCAGGAAAGAUCUAACAAGGAACGAAUCGCGACCGGUGUCUCUAUUAAACAGUUGUGUCGUAGCUUCGGCGACAUCUCGAACAUGAGCGAGGCUGAUCAGACUACUUUUGGAAGAACAAAUUCCAUGGAAAUCGAGGAGAAAGCAAAGUCGAUGGGUGAUCUGAGAGUAUGCGAGCAGGGUUUCUCCAAGUUCUGCAAAGACGCACCUGUCUUCGCCGGGGUGUCGGUCAAGGCCCUCAGGGCUUCCUACUGUAGUUUGGCAAACCUAACAAGCGAGGGUAAAGAGAAGGAUCAAAUUCUUGGGAGGCCGAGGUUUGAGAAAUCGAGUUUCAACAAGUUCGACGCACUGAGCAAAAAGACGGUUCUCCAUGUGCGCUCGGUCGAUGCAGGAAAAGUUCAACAACAAUUAAAUGCCGUGGGCCAAAAUGGCGAGGCAAACCAAAAUUGCCGGAGUUGCGGCAAGGUCGUGUUCCAAAUGGAACAGACAAAGGCCGAGGGUUUGGUCUGGCAUAAGAAUUGCUUCCGGUGCGUACAGUGCAGCAAGCAGCUUAACGUCGACAAUUAUGAGAGCCACGAGAGUACGCUUUACUGUAAGCCUCACUUCAAGGAACUCUUCCAACCAAAACCGGUCGAAGAGUCCGACCAAUCCGUGCGACCUCGAAAGCCGGAGCUGAUCAUACGGGAGAACGAGCCGAAAGAGUUGCCGCCCGAUGUGGUCAGAGCGUCCGACAAGCCAGACCUUGGAUUGGAAGAGUUGUCCAGUUUGAAUGUAAAGUCACGUUUCCAAGUCUUCGAAAAAGCUGGUACGGAAAAUACGACGAACGAGAUCGAAAGGUCGCCCUCUCAGAUAGCCGUGAAGAGAUCACCGAGUAUUCUCAGCAAACUUGCCAAGUUCCAAGCAAAAGGCAUGGACAUCGGGGUCGCGGACGAAUCUCUUAAUGGAAUACCGUACGAAGAAUCCAGCGAGAGCGAAGAGGAAGAACCGACUGAAGACAUUGAAGAAGUGGAAACCGAAAUCGUGAAAGCGAAACGUACGACUCGCGAACGUCCGAUAAGUUUCUCCAAAAUGGAUGAUAUAAAGAAUCGAUGGGAGAGCACCAGUCAGCAAGGAAGACGUGAAGUUCAACGUGAAGCAAGGAAAGAGGAGAUUGCUGGAAUACGUUCGAGACUUUUUAUGGGCAAACAAGGUAAAAUGAAGGAAAUGUACCAGCAAGCGGUUGCCGGAAGCGAACGUGUAACGAAGAUAAACGCCGCGGAAGAAAUCCAACAUUCGACCCACGCUCGUUCUAUCAAAGAGAGAUUCGAAAGAGGCGAACCUAUCGCUGCGUCGGACGAUGAAACCGACAGCAAACCAAAACCGGAGAAGGCCGACGAAGAGGUCAUCGCUGCUGGUAUAAGCCGAAAAUCCCGGUCGCUUUUCUUAGAACUUGACGCUUCAGCAGCAAAAACGGGACGUCCUGUCACUCCGGUUAAUCCAAAAACACCAGCUGACGCGCCAAGGCGUGCUCGUGACGCGUUCAUGGUUCGUCAAGUAUCGGACGACGUCGUACGCAGUUCGGACACAACCGAGGAGGUUCACGUCGAGACGUCGGAUAUUUCUAACAAGUUCAAAUUUUUCGAGUCUUACAAGGAACCAGAGAAACAACGGAAACAAUUUCGAAUUACACCGCCACGUGAUGGCCAAGUCAAGCAGAUGGAUUCGCCGGAGCGUGAAAUAUAUCGUGAUCCUGACGUUGUGAGGGCUGACGAUAGGGUGGACGAAGUCGUACACACGGACACAGCAAGAAAAAUGCUUUCUAUUUUCCGGCAAAUGGAGGAGAAUGCGUGCAAGGAGGAAUUGCCAGAGGGCCCGAAACCUUUGAAACGUUUCACGCCACCACCGGAGGACAAGUUUGCGAAACAAACAGCCUCCGAUUCCGAAGAGGAUGAAGAGGAGGAAGGUGAGGAGUCUGAAGCCGACGAGAGUGCCGAGGAAAGAGAUCCAAAUUACGUCAGAGCCUCCGAUAAGGUGGAGGACGAAUUCUUAAAGCAGGCACAGAAUGCUGCGCGUGCCAAGACAUUGCGCGCGAAAUUCGAACACUGGGAAGAGACCGAUGGUAAACCGAGUAAUCACAACAUUGCCGAGAUGGAAAUAGCUCAGAGUACAGGCGAUCAGUCGAGCAUAGAAUCAGCGAGCAGUCUUAGAGCUCGUUUCGAAUCACUCGGAUCACAGACCAAUGAGUCUCCUCGUGCGCCAAAAAUUAAAGUCAAUCGAUUUGUGGAGAUUCAAGCAAGCUGCACAGAUGUCUGUGAGAGUUGCGAAAAGAAGGUAUAUCCACUUGAGAAGGUCGAAACAAAUAACAAAAUUUUUCACAAACAGUGCUUCCGAUGUCUUCAAUGCAAUUGCGUUUUAAGGAUGGACACGUUUACGUUGAACAACGGUAAAUUAUAUUGCAUCCCACACUUCAAACAACUUUUUAUAACUCGAGGCAAUUACGACGAAGGAUUUGGCGUAGAUCCACAUAAGAACAAAUGGGCGACGAGCAACGCGAAUCAAGCUAACGUAUCGCCAAUCGCAGUUUCAAACGGUGACCUCUGAUUGCCCCCGUCGUUAAUCAGCACAUUAAUUUUGUCUGAUCAAAUUUCCACAUUCUGCGAUCAAUCGAGGGAUCGCGUUUUAUAAUAACAAUACAUAUUCCGAUUAUUCUGUAAAUCCCCUUUUCAUUUUUAUUCGUGAUUAGAGACGAAAAGAAAGAUCAAAGACGAGGACGAAACAAAAAAGAAAAAAAAAACAAAAACAAAAAAAAAAC